Messenger RNA from Wyeomyia smithii (pitcher-plant mosquito), 1244 nucleotides. Its product is annotated as tenascin. The record is from RefSeq and is a predicted model, not a curated record. Lineage: Eukaryota; Metazoa; Arthropoda; Insecta; Diptera; Culicidae. The transcript is spliced from 7 exons. Bases 138 to 1157 code for a protein of 339 amino acids.
AGUGAUUAUAUUGUUCUACAUCCAAGCUUAAGAAACAAUAGCGCACAUUGAUUCAGUGCCGCUUGGAACUUCUCCAUUUCAGUAGUAAGUUUGGUGUGAUAUUCAUAUUGUUUUAUUUCUCCGGACUUGUUAAUAUCAUGUCGAAAUAUCUGGCUUAUAUCGCUACCGUUGUGGUUCUCCUGCAAGUAGCCAGUGCUAGUGACAUCAUCGAUCUAACCUGCGAAAAUGAUACCGACUGCGAUACAUUCCAACACGGCGCUGUUAAUUCAACCUGCGUCGCAGGACAGUGCCACUGUAUAGAUAACACUACGGGCAAACGGAGCGAGUGUAAACCAAGGGUUAGCAAAGCCUCCAAUUUGAUUGGUGGCCAUUGUCCCUGCAUUCCAGCCAAUUCCUUUUGCCACGAAAAAUCGCAACUGUGCGUCUGCAAGGAAGGAUACCAGCCGGACCGGGAGAGUAAAAAGUGUAUCGAAAAAUCCGUUGCGUUGGGCAAAAAUUGCGAGAUAGACGAACAGUGCCUGCAGUACGAUUAUUUUUCACGAUGCCACGAAACCACGCACAACUGCACCUGUUCGAACCAUUUCGUCAUUUUUGCGGAUAAAUGUCACUCGAUUAUCGCCGCCGGUAAUUCUACCUGCGAAAAGAACUCGGAUUGUUCGGAUAAAGUAGCCAACUCCAGCUGCCACGAACAUCAGUGCAUCUGUAGCACCGGAUUUGUGGCGGAUUCUGCGAACACGACCUGCCUGCCGGUUGCCCUGCACGAGGAACCGUGUCUCGAGUCGAACCAGUGCAUCGCUCAGCUGGGCGUCGGUUCACUAUGCAGCAACGGCAAGUGCGUCUGCAACGAUCAAUACUUUGCUUUCCCAGUGCACUCCCACAACAAUGCCACUUCGGAGCACAAGGUGUUGAAUAUUUGCACUCGAAAAAUUACUCAAGGAACAAGUUGCAGCGACAACAAAGACUGCUACCAAUUCCACCGAGGACCUCACGAGCAAACCAUGGAGUGCUUCAUGGGUGAAUGCGUUUGCUCUCCUGGCAACUACGAGAAGGGGGGCAUAUGCGUUAGUUACAGUUCGGCCACAGACGUUUUGUUUUCCCCCACGCUAGUCGUGCUCGUGCUGAUUGUCGGAUCCUACUUUCACCGCUUGUGGAUUUAGGUUCCCGUGUUAACAUAUAUGUUUUUGUUGAUAAUCGUAAAUAUAGUUAGUUGAUGAUAAUCGUAAAUAUAGUUUUCAAACAGUUCA